GAGAGAGAGAACUGAAGAAGAAUCAGAGUAGAUCUGGUUCUUGAAGGUGAAGAACUUCUCUGCUUUCUUCCUUUUAAUCGUUUCUCUCUUCCUCGCUGACUAUUGAACGAUGUCCGGUCGUCACGAGAAGGAGAAGGGCGUCAAUGUUCAGGUUCUUCUUCGUUGCAGGCCUUUUAGCGAGGAAGAGUUGCGAAGUAAUGCACCGCAGGUUGUUACUUGUAAUGAUUAUUCUAGGGAAGUGACUGUGUCUCAAAAUGUUGCUGGGAAGCAUUUUGACAGAGUGUUCACUUUCGAUAAGGUUUUCGGUCCUUCAGCUAAGCAGAGAGACCUUUACGAGCAAGCAGUAGUUCCCAUAGUAAAUGAAGUUUUAGAAGGCUUUAAUUGUACAAUUUUUGCAUAUGGACAAACUGGUACAGGGAAAACGUACACAAUGGAAGGGGAAUGUAAAAGAUCGAAGAGUGGUCCAAAUGGAGCUUUGCCUCCAGAAGCAGGAGUUAUACCCAGAACCGUGAAGCAGAUUUUUGAUACUCUAGAGAGCCAGAACGCUGAGUACAGCGUGAAGGUCACUUUCUUAGAGCUCUACAAUGAGGAGAUUACCGAUUUGCUUGCUCCAGAGGAGAUUACGAAAGUUGCUUUGGAGGAGAAGCAGAAAAAGCAAUUACCCUUGAUGGAGGACGGCAAAGGGGGUGUUCUUGUGAGAGGUCUGGAGGAGGAAAUUGUCACUAGUGCCAGUGAAAUUUUUAGCUUACUCGAAAGAGGAUCAGCAAAACGUCGCACUGCAGAGACAUUGUUGAAUAAGCAAUCCAGUCGAUCGCAUUCUCUCUUUUCAAUAACAAUUCACAUUAAGGAAGCUACCCCAGAAGGUGAAGAACUGAUCAAAUGUGGCAAGCUAAAUUUGGUUGAUCUGGCUGGAUCAGAAAACAUAUCUCGUUCUGGUGCCCGAGAGGGUCGUGCAAGAGAAGCUGGGGAGAUCAAUAAAAGUUUAUUAACAUUGGGGCGAGUUAUCAAUGCUCUAGUGGAGCAUCUUGGGCAUAUCCCAUAUAGGGAUAGCAAGCUUACACGGUUACUCCGCGAUUCACUUGGGGGAAGAACCAAGACUUGCAUCAUUGCCACAGUUUCUCCAGCUGUUCACUGUCUUGAGGAAACCUUGAGUACGUUAGAUUACGCACACAGGGCCAAGAAUAUUAAGAAUAAGCCAGAGGUAAAUCAAAAAAUGAUGAAAUCUACUCUUAUCAAGGAUCUCUAUGGUGAAAUUGACCGGUUGAAGGCAGAGGUUUAUGCUGCCCGUGAAAAGAAUGGUGUCUAUAUCCCAAAGGAGCGGUACCAACAAGAGGAGAGUGAAAGAAAGGCAAUGGCAGAUCAAAUCGAGCAAAUGGGAAUAACAAUUGAAACUUAUCAGAAGCAACAAGAGGAAUUACAGAACAAAUAUAAUAUUCAAGCAGUACAGUGCUCUGGUUUGAGCAAGAAACUUGAUUCAACAGAGAAAACUCUGUGUCAAACGCAAAAGUUGCUUGCAAGCACGGAGGAAGAGUUGCAGAAAUGUCGAUAUUUACUGAAGGAAAAGGAUUUUGUUAUUUCUGAGCAGAGAAAAGCAGAGAACGCUCUGGCUCAUCAAGCAUGCGUCCUACGCUCGGAUUUGGAGAAAGCCCUUCACGAUAAUGCUUCACUAUUUAUGAAAAUUGGUAGAGAGGACAAACUGAAUACAGAGAAUAGAGCAGUGGUGGAUAAUUAUCAGAUAGAGCUUACGCAGCAAGUUGGCUCUGUUUGCAAUAUGGUCUCAACAUCCUUGUCUCGACAGAAUGAACAUCUUCAAUGUGUUGAAAAGAUAUGUCAUUCCUUUUUAGACAAACAUGAAAAGGCAAUAAUGGACAUGAAGAAAAAAUUAUCUUCAUCAAGAACAUUAUAUAUCUCUCAUAUUGAGGCAUUGCAAAAUGUUGUACGUUUGCACAAAGCCAGCUCAAAUGCCACUUUAGAAGAUAUUUCCUCUUUGGCAUCUACAAGUGCAAAAUCCAUAGAAGAAUUUUUGACAACAGAGGCUCGUGAAGCAUCUACGAUACUCGACAAUCUUCAGAGUACUCUUUCAACUCAAUCGAAAGAAAUGGCUCUGUUUGCAAGGGAAUUGCGACAAAGGUUCCAUGCUACUAUUGAUCAAACGAAGGAUAUUUCUGAAUAUAUUGAAGAAUUCCUCUUGAAGCUGACCGAAGAAUCAAAGAGUCUGGGAAAUCAUGCGGCAGAAGCUGAAGAGAUCCAGAUGAAAAGCAUUGCAGAAUUCCAAAAAGUUUACGAGGAGCAAUCAAGAUCUGAUACGGAGAAACUUAUAGCUGAUAUGACCAAUUUGGUAUCUUGUCACAUCCGUCGUCAAAAGGAACUGGUGGAUGCUAGGCUCGUUGGCCUUCAAGAAACUGCCAGUGCACACAAGACGUUUUUGAAUGGAUAUAUUUCCUCCAUGGAAGGUAUGGCUACAGAUGCAAAGCGCAAAUGGCAGGUUUUCGCAACGCAAACUGAGAAUGAAACAAGAGAUAGCGCUGACUUUUCUGCUGCUAAACAUUGUCGCAUGGAGGCGCUUCUGCAGCAAUGUAUGAGCACCACUGAUUCAGCUCUCAAGCAGUGGAAUAGAACACAAGAGUCUUUGAAUGAGAUGGGUAGCAAACAUGUUUCAGAUGUGGUCUCAGCUGUGAGAGGCGCUUGUGAUAGUAAUGAGCAACAUGAUGCCGAGAUUACUUCUGAGCGUUCUGCAGCAGAACAAGACAUGAUGACGAGCAUUGAAGAUGCUCUUCAGCAUGUUGACGGCAUUUCUGAACAAGAGCGUGGUUCUAUAUCUGGUGUAUUGGAGACUGUCAAAACUCAUACAGAAACAAUUGAAGCUUUCCGGAAUGAUCACUCUUGCGAAGUUUCUGCCAUUCAAGAAAAGGCUAAAGAAACAUUUCGGCAGCAAUAUAUGGACUAUGAGCCAACCGGUAGCACCCCGACAAGAUGCGAACCAGACGUUCCGAGCAAGAGUACGAUCGAGUCGCUUCGUGCCAUGCCAAUGGAAGCCCUUGUGGAGGAGUUCCGGGAAAACAAUUCCUGCGAAUCAUUGAGUAGUAAUGGCAAGGAAUUGAAACCAUCACUUAUACCGCGAGUGCCGCUUUUGGAGCGCAAUGUCGUCUAACACAAGCAUCAAAAUCUGGUGGAAAGUUGAGUAUUAUUUGUAUCUGUGUAUUCCUAUUGUAAACUGUUAUUGUUGUUACCAGUGGAAAAUUUACAGGGCCGAACCAUGCCAGAAAGAAAGAUAAUAUACAGCAAAAAAAAGUGUGGUUGGAGGGAGGGGGGAGGGCUAAGAAUGAAUAAUUCUCAUCUUGAGAUUUACUUAGGCGAUGGCUGUUAUUGGAUCGAAUGUAUAUUAUUAAGCAGAAAUAUCCUCACAUUUAAAUCUUUAUUUCCACAAAUACAAGAUUGUAGUGUAGUGUUGGGCUGUUUUUUGCCCUAA
This is a messenger RNA of Cucurbita moschata (crookneck pumpkin), 3469 nucleotides long. RefSeq names its product kinesin-like protein KIN-5C. The transcript has 23 exons. The record is from RefSeq and is a predicted model, not a curated record. Lineage: Eukaryota; Viridiplantae; Streptophyta; Magnoliopsida; Cucurbitales; Cucurbitaceae. Gene Ontology annotation, molecular function: plus-end-directed microtubule motor activity; microtubule binding; ATP binding. Gene Ontology annotation, biological process: microtubule-based movement. Bases 110 to 3151 code for a protein of 1013 amino acids.